AUGGCCAGCCACAUUAUCGGAAACCGCAACAGCACUCCGGAAGCCUCUAAAUCGAGCCUUCGUCCUCCUUCCUCGUCUCGGAACCUAGGAUCGCACCAACUACGAGCCUCCGCCGAUAUGUCGGGCUUUCCGUCCCCUCUCUCUUCCCGAAGCAUCCGCCCGGCGUCGGAAGUGUAUUAUAAUCAUCAGCAAUCUCAGACCCCCAACAACGCGGAGGAUCCCUUGGAUCGUGCGGCCCAGCAGUGGCUUGCCGAUAUCGAUCAGUACGAAACUACACUGGAGGAAAUGGCCGCUGCUACGUUGGACCAGGACUUCAAGGAUGAACUGAGCGCCAUCGAACAAUGGUUCCGCGUGCUCAGCGAAGCGGAAAGAACGGCUGCGUUGUAUGCUCUGCUCCAGCAGACCACGCAGGUGCAGAUCCGUUUCUUCAUUCAAGUCCUCCAGCAGAUGUCCAAGAGCCAUCCGAUGUCGGGAUUAUUAUCUCCGGCUAACUUUGGCGAAAAGGACGCCAUGUCUAAUCGGCUGAAUGAUGCCAUGGCCAAGUUGAAUGUGGACAGUUCUCGCAACUCGCUUGGACGACCUCCUCCAUCUCCCGGUGCCAAGCGUAAUUCGGGACUUGACUCCUCUACGAUCAAUGCCAUGUUCCCUGAUGCGGCUGCCGCGAUUGCCAAGAAGAAGGCCGAGUUCACCCAGCAGACCGGCAACGCCCCUCCUUCUAACCGCAACAGCGCCGUUUUUGGCGACCGGACUUCUUUCGUUGCCCCUACCAUCUCUGCUCCCGAUAACAACACGGAUAACUUGGGUCAGGCCCCCGUGUCUCCGUGGGCCCAGCGAGGUGCCGAACCUCAGCCCCCGAUUGCUCGGCCCAAGUCGUCCUCCGGUCAGCAGCCCAUGGGACAGUUCAGUCAGGCCUCCAGCCUGCGUUCUCCCUUGCCGCAGACCGCCACCAUCCCCGCUCCAGACAUCGACGCGCCGUUGCUGUCCCCGUACAACGUUGGAAAUGCCAGCUGGGCUUCCAUGACCAACACACCGAUGACGGCCACGUUUGGACAACAGGCGCAGCAGCAGCCUCAGCAACCGAACACGCAGGCCGACAUGGUGGCGAAUGCCACUGCGAUGAAACUGGCCGCGUUGUCGACCGUGAACAACCGCAUCGCGUUGGACGAUGCUCGCAAAUACCGCCGUGCCCGCUCCAACGAUGGGCAGGGCAAAAACUCUAACGCCAACCCCCACCUGUCCCAAGGCGGCCUUGCCAGCCCUGGUCUCCCGGGCCCGAAUCAUCUCGUUGCAGGCCAGCUUCUCAACCCUCAGCAACUGGCCGCUUUGCAGGCACAGCAGCAGGCCGCGAUGGCCGGCCGACGUUCGCGUCCCACCUCCCCCGGCAUCGCCAUGCAAGGUGGCUCGUUGGGACCGAUGGGAUUCACGUCUCCGCAGAACAACGGAUUCUUGGCGGCCUAUGAUCCCAACAAUCCUUUGAUGGGCAACGGAUUAGGUACCCUCGGUAUGGGACAGUUUGGACUUGGCGGUCACGAAGGCUAUCUCUCGGACCACUCGGAGGUCACCCGGGGUCGAUCCCCGCGUGGGCGCCGUGGCAGCUCCAAGCCGCCAGAGGACCCGACGGACCCCAGCCUGCUGAAGGAUAUUCCUAGCUGGCUGCGGUCUCUCCGUCUACACAAGUACACGGAGAACCUGAAGGACCUGAAAUGGACCGAUUUGAUUGAGUUGGAUGACAAGGCACUGGAGGAGCGUGGAGUCAACGCUCUUGGUGCCAGGAACAAGAUGCUCAAGGUCUUCGAGCAGGUCAGAGACGCCAAGACCGAUGGCAAGCUGGACAACAUUGCAUAA
Molecule: messenger RNA, 1845 nt
Organism: Aspergillus melleus
Lineage: Eukaryota; Fungi; Ascomycota; Eurotiomycetes; Eurotiales; Aspergillaceae
Gene: VTS1
Product: RNA-binding protein VTS1
Exons: 3
Coding region: 1-1845 (614 amino acids)
Biological process (GO): nuclear-transcribed mRNA poly(A) tail shortening; regulation of mRNA stability
Cellular component (GO): P-body
Molecular function (GO): translation repressor activity; mRNA binding; protein binding
Source: RefSeq, a predicted model, not a curated record